This is a messenger RNA of Oncorhynchus kisutch (coho salmon), 1301 nucleotides long. Its product is annotated as CD97 antigen-like. Gene Ontology annotation, cellular component: plasma membrane. The record is from RefSeq and is a predicted model, not a curated record. Lineage: Eukaryota; Metazoa; Chordata; Actinopteri; Salmoniformes; Salmonidae. The coding region runs from base 65 to 334 and encodes 89 amino acids. Gene Ontology annotation, biological process: adenylate cyclase-activating G protein-coupled receptor signaling pathway. Gene Ontology annotation, molecular function: G protein-coupled receptor activity. The transcript is spliced from 3 exons.
CUCCCUCUCUCUCUCCAGGGUGUUCACAGUGACAGCAGUGGCCCAGCUGUGUGUGUUGGGUACUAUGUGGAUAUUUGGAGUGUUCCAGUUCCAAGAGGAGGGGACAGUGGUCAUGACAUAUCUCUUCACUAUCCUCAACUCUCUACAGGGAGCCCUGCUGUUCAUCAUGCACUGCCUACUGAACAAAACGGUUAGAGAGGAGUAUGGCAAGCUCCUGUCCUGUAUCUGCACACCACUGAAGAAGAGAUACUCAGAGGUCAGCACUACCAACCCUUCUUCCAGCCACUCCCAGGGGUCAAGGAGCGCAGAGACCACAGGGGAGUCACAGAUAUGACGUCACCAAACCCCCAUAAUGCACCUCUUUACCCCUCCUCCCAUGACAAAGGUUCCCACUAGAUGUUCAAACUGUAAAGACAAAAUGGGCAAUAUCGUAAACAUUUAUGAAAACAAAUAUUUGCGCUUAGCGGUGUGGUUAAGAUAUAUUGUACAAAUGGGAAAUGUUUCUGAUUUAGUAUCUUGGCCAGAUAGUGACACACCAGAAACAUUCAGCCCGAGUAUAGUACUGUUCAGACCAGGUUAGUAGAAAAUGUGUCCAACUAGCCCGCCGGAUAGUAAAAAUGGUAGUCCACUAGCCAGGUUGGCCAGUGCCCAGAAUCCUUCAAUUCCAUCCCUGAUUAGACACUUCAUAUCAAACUUGAUGUUAAUUAACCACUGUCUUAUCAAGCAUUAGGUUAUCCAGUCAGCAGGUAUGUGAACUUCAUGUCAUCCUAUAGGAAUCCAUAUGGUCUUUAUGUCAUCCAAUUAUAAGUUACGUGAUCUUCAUGUCAUCCAAUAGGAAUCCAUAUGGUCUUUAUGUCAUCCAAUCAGAAGUUACAUGAUCUUCAUGUCAUCCAAUAGCAAUGCUAUCCUCUUUAUGUAAUUUUUACAGACACAAAAGAUCGGUUCAACUUUACACAACUUCGUCAAAUAGACAGAUGAAACCAUACUUAUAAACAGAAGCUUUCUUCCUUUUCAUGAAUGUGACAGAUUUAUAGUAAUAUUUAUUACCAAGAGCACAAGAUAUGGUGACUGUUCUACACAAUUAAAUCCAAAGGGAUUUAGAAAAACAUUAAGUGAAGAUUUGUGUUAGUUGUGAUCUAUUGGACUGUUAUACUGUUAUACUGUAAAUGUGUUAUUGAUCUUUAACCUCUAGCGACGAGCAAUCCGUAUCCGGGAGCGUAAUCAUAGCCUCAACCGCAUUACCAUAACGCAACUUUUCCUAUUGAUGAAAAUCAGAAAUUAAAUGAAAUAAAUAUAUUGAA